Messenger RNA from Pseudophryne corroboree (corroboree frog), 950 nucleotides. It is a transcript of the gene SURMIR, whose product is annotated as SLC35A4 upstream open reading frame protein. The transcript has 3 exons. The record is from RefSeq and is a predicted model, not a curated record. The coding region runs from base 127 to 435 and encodes 102 amino acids. Lineage: Eukaryota; Metazoa; Chordata; Amphibia; Anura; Myobatrachidae.
CAGACGAUCCCCGAGUCGUCGCUCGCCGCACAGGCCCUUGUGUAAUCGUUCUCAGAGCUGAUCGAUUCGCCGGCAGUGCUGCAGCUCCCGUCCUCUCUCUCAGUGCGCCUGCGCCUGCCGGACAAGAUGUCGGACGACAAGGGUGCCCCAAAGUUGAAGGAUCUCGCCUUUCUGAAAGAUCAGCUGGAGGGUCUACAACGUAGAAUAGAGGGCGAGGUACAGUCUGGAGUAACCCAGGAAGGCUCCAUUCUGAGUUCCCCGUUCCUGAAGGGAUUCGUGGCCGGUUAUGUGUUUGCCAAGCUCAGGGCCUCUGCCGUGCUGGGCUUUGUGGUGGGGACCUGCACAGGAAUUUAUGCCGCUCAAGCCUACGCAGUACCAAACGUGGAGAAGACCAUCAAGGACUACCUUAGCUCUUUAAGAAAGGGACCUGAUUAGACUGGAGCAAAGGGGCUGACACUCCAUUAACUGCGCCGUUCAUGCUUUAGGUGCUAUAUUGGAACUCUAUAGCCUAUUGGGUACCUUCUAUUUGCACAUUCUUACAAACUAUGCAGCUGUCUCACCUGGACCUGCCGUGGGUGGUAGGAAUUGGCUCAGCAGGCCAGACGGCGUACUGUUAAGUGCUUUCUCUAUUUUUGCUUAUGUACAUUCAAUGCCAAUUGGAAAGUGAUGAGGACAUCUCUCUUCCUGGGCACACGUUGCACUUACUGAUCGCUCAGUGAGUUGCCUGGGCUACAAGACUUUCAUCUCUGUAUUGUUCAUUAAUUUUAAAUAACACUGCAGCAUCUAGACUAUAAGAGCCAUAUAUUGUUGGUCAAAUUACAUAGACAACCUUUGCUGCCGGCAAACGGCUUUCAUAUAGCAUAUUAGCCAAGCCUAGGACUUUUUUUUCCUGUAUCUUUGAAUUGUUUAAACAUUUUAAUCCAAUAUGAAUAAACACAACUUGAUGCCAA